Fusarium redolens is the source of this 480-nucleotide messenger RNA. RefSeq lists its product as uncharacterized. The coding region runs from base 89 to 457 and encodes 122 amino acids. Lineage: Eukaryota; Fungi; Ascomycota; Sordariomycetes; Hypocreales; Nectriaceae. The record is from RefSeq and is a predicted model, not a curated record. The transcript has a single exon.
UUAACCUAGGCUCCUGAGGGUUAACUCCAACUUUGAACUUUAGUCCAAGAGCUUCAUCUUACGACACAAUCACCAUCAACAGCCGACCAUGGCCCGCCAACGCAAGGAAAAGUCUGUCAAGGACAUUAAACUUCAGCAGCCAGAUCGAUCUGGUCCCAAUAAAGAAACACUCGUCGAUUUUGCGAAGGGUCGCGACCUCUUUGCAGAAGCCGAUCGCAGACAACGCGAGCUCAACGGCGAAGGACCCCUCUUGUCCCCUCGAACAGAACGUAUCUUCGAGACAAUACUAUGGACUGGUGUCAUUGCCACUCUGCACUUUACGUUUGAUGUGCUGGUACAGCGGCAAUAUGCUAUGGACGUUGACUGGCUCGCCAUCGUCCAAAGGACAUUGACAGCCUGGCUUUGUGUGUUAUCUGCCAUCUAUCGCAAUUCCCCUACUAACAUGAUGUGUUUUUAGUGUUCAUCGGCCUCUUUUACGUG